GGCGAAUAUUUUGGUGGACCAAUAGAGAUGCGUUUCCUAGCGAUUCCAGGCUAUGAAAUGUCGCCAUAUUGGUAUUUUCGAAAACAUUUAAGGUUGCAUUAGCGGUUGAAAUGAAUUGUUAUUUUUAUGUACACGCAUUUAAAACACAUACGUCAAUGUUACCAUAG
This is a messenger RNA of Gryllus bimaculatus (two-spotted cricket), 167 nucleotides long. Lineage: Eukaryota; Metazoa; Arthropoda; Insecta; Orthoptera; Gryllidae. The record is from the annotation of a GenBank genome assembly.